CUCCCGGAGCUGCCAUGGCCACUGGCUCCGUUAUCGUGCCCUCACUAAACAUGGCGGACGGGAGGAGUCGUGAUGGUGGUGGUAGUAACGGGGGUGGGGGGGCGGCGCUUCGCGCGGUGACUGACGGGAGCAGUCUAAUUGGCUGACUGGCUGCAGAAGAUGGGGCGGAGUAGGCAGAGAAGAGCCAAGCGUCCCGGCCGCGCCGAGGCUCCCCGGGGUCACGGCGGGCCGGCCUCGGGGGCCGCUGCACUCGGGGCCUUACCAACCCUCAACGCCGAGCUCGAUGCGCUCCUUCUGCAGCUGCUUCUGGACCUCGAGCACCUGGAAGGAAAGCGGGCGGCCUUGAACGCCCGAGUAGAAGAGGGCUGGCUCUCCCUGUCCAAGAGUCGCUACGCCAUGGGCGUCAAGGCCGUGGGCCCCCUCCAGUACGGCUCCUCUAUGGCUGCUCUCUUUCGGGUCGGCAUCAGUGAGCCCGAGCCCGGGCGGCCCGAGUUUCAGGUGAUGUUCACGGACCCCAAGGAGGCCCAAGGGCUGAUGGAGCCUAAGGCCGAGGUUCCCUUUCCUCCCGUGCGUCGACGUCGGACCCAGCCCCAGCCGACUUGUCCGGAGCCCGCCCCCUUGGCACUCCCUAAGCGUGAUCCCCUGACUUGGUUUGGGAUCUUGGUGCCCCAGAGUCUGCGGCAGGCCCAAGGAAGCUUCCGGGCAGCUCUGCUGAUGGCUGGAGAGGUUGCCGGGCUCCAGAGCCGGAUCGAGUGGGGAAGAGGCCAGAUUCAAAUCCUCCUACAGGAGAAACGGAAGCUGCUCGAUCAGCUGAAGGUGGCUUGAGCACAGUUCCUCCCAUUCCUCCAUUCCCAUUCUAAAUAAAAUAAUUGCGUCUA
Messenger RNA from Monodelphis domestica (gray short-tailed opossum), 878 nucleotides. It is a transcript of the gene VMA22, whose product is annotated as vacuolar ATPase assembly factor VMA22. Lineage: Eukaryota; Metazoa; Chordata; Mammalia; Didelphimorphia; Didelphidae. Gene Ontology annotation, biological process: vacuolar proton-transporting V-type ATPase complex assembly. The record is from RefSeq and is a predicted model, not a curated record.